This is a messenger RNA of Closterium sp. NIES-67, 2876 nucleotides long. NCBI's taxonomy places the organism in Eukaryota, Viridiplantae, Streptophyta, Zygnematophyceae, Desmidiales, Closteriaceae. The record is from the annotation of a GenBank genome assembly.
AGGAAUCUUGGAACCACAUAACCGAGAUCUAAUCACCCGCUCUAUUCACCCGCGAUCCACUCCGUUGCCUUUCUCCGCAUGCGCGCGCCUUGCGCAACGCGUCAUGUCCGAUCCUCCCAAGGCGAAGCGCGUGCACUUUAGCUCUGACGACGAUGGCGCGGGUCCAUCCGCGCGCCACCCGCAGCCGCAGGAGCCGCGGAGAGUCGGAUGCGGGAAGGGGAUAAACUGGCGGGACGGGGACUCGGACGACGAGCGGGAACGGGAGGCGCAGGCGAUGUGCGGGGGGGGGCAGAGGCGGACAGAGGAGGCGCAGGGGGCGGGCGCGGAGGAGGCGGAGAAGGAGCCGCUGGGCGAGUAUGAGAGCUACGCGCAGGACUGCAUCACCAUACUGCUGGUGCGCGGGGUGGCGGACGUGGAGCGGGAGGAGCGCGGCGAGGGGGGGGUGAAGUUCAGUCCGGAGUACGUGCACCAGAUGUUCGGGGACGACGGGGUCGUGCGCGGCUACAAGGACCUGCAGGUGGACAUCUGGAUGCAUGCGUCCACGUUCCUCACCUACAUCGACAUCUCCUACUCGCACAAGAUGCCCAAGAGGAAGAAGCAGGCGAGGGACCACAAGGAGCCCCACGACAUCAACGACAUUCUCAAGUCACUCUUCCCCCAAGGCUUCCUGACAUCGCGGGAGGAGUUCGUGGCGGCCCUCCCUCUCCAGCCGCAGCUCUUCCAGGGCAUGCUAUCUAAGCACGCAACGGUAGAGCAGCCCUGGCAGCAGGUGCAGCACAAGGGGGGCGGGGGAGGGGCGGUGGAGGCAGAUGAUGGUUGCAGUCCAGCCGCUAGCACCAAGCCUGAAAACGAAGGGGCUAAGGAUGAUGGCGCUGAUGGUGCAGCUGACAACGAUGAUGGUGCUGAGGAUGGGGCUGUUGAGUGUGAGGUGGUAUCUCUGGACCUGUCGCAACCGGUGGUGCGGGACUGGCAUGCGCGCAUGCAGCCCCUCGUCAAGUUCUUCAUCGACAACGGGCAGCCCAUAGACACCACGGACCCUCUCUGGAUGCUGUCAGUCGUGCUGCAACGCCCCGCCGCUCCUGCUCCUGCCAUCCCCCCUCCUCCUCUUCCUUCUCCUCCUCCACCUGCUGCUGCUACCUCUGCUGCCUCUGGUGAGAAGGAAUCGGCAGCAGCAUCAGCCAAGGGCGGAGAGAAUGAGAGCGUGGGGCAUGGAGCAGGGGAUACGGUGGUGGUGGUGGGCUUCUGCACCAUCUACUCCUUCUACCACCACCCUAACAGCACCCGCCUUCGCCUCAGCCAGAUUCUGGUGCUGCCGCCGUACCAGGCCAUGGGGCACGGGUCACGGCUGCUGAACCUGGUGCACGAGGUGGCGUGCCGCAUGCACGCGUACGACAUCACGGUGGAGGACCCCUCUGACGCCCUGCAGGAGCUCAGGGAGGCGCUCGACUGCCUGCGCCUGCUCGCCCUGCCCUCGGCGGCUGCUGCGCUGCAGUCCGCUGUGUCUAGGGUCACGCAGUUCGUCAGCGCCCGCCUCCCGAGUCAUGCCGUGCCUCCUGCUGCUGCUCCUGCUGCUGCUGCUCGUGGUGCUGGUGCUGGUGCUGCGCCUGGUGAUGGAGAUGGUAGUGGUAGUGGUGCUGCUCCUGCUGCUGCUGCUGGUGGUGAGGGAGAGGAGGAGAUGAAGGAGAGCAAGGAUGGUGAGGUAACUGAAGCCAAGGAUAGGGAGAAGGGGCCGGAGGAGGGGGAACAAGCAGAAGGAAAAGACGGAGAAACCGAGGGUGGCGAGCACAAGGUCGAGGAGGAGGAGGAGGAGGAGGAGGAGGAGGAGGAGGAGGAGGAGGAGGAGGAGGAGGAGGAGGAGGAGGAGGAGGAGGAGGAGGAGGGGGAGGGGGAGAUCAGCGAGGCAAUAACAGCGAUGGAAUCCCUCCUUGCGUUACCCGAGAGCAUGGUGGAGGACGCGCGGGAGAAGCUGCACCUGAACAAGCAGCAGGUGGUGCGGUGCUGGGAGGUCCUGCUGUUCCUGCAGCUGCCGUCCACAGGCAGCGCUGGCAGGCGCGCGUGGAAGCGGCUGGUCACCAGCCGCAUCAAACUGGAAGAGCUGGGAGUGAAGAGCGUGCUGGGGAGAGCACGUGCGGGGGGUGCUAGGAGAGCGCUGGACCAGGAGGGCGGUGAGGGGGAAGGGAACGGGGAGGUGGGUGGGGGUGCGGGUGGGGAUGGGGGGGGUGGUGAUGAAAGGCGGAGCAGGAGGCGGAGGAGGGGCAGGAGAGGGUGGGAGAAGCGGGUGAUGGACCUGCCUGUGUUUGAGAACGACAAGCAGAUGUUCUUCAUGUGCCGCCUCCCGCCUGUUGCCGACGCACUGGGAGAGUGCAAGGAAGGGGACGGGCAGGGUAGUGACAGCGUGGCAGGGAAACGGGCAGGCGCCGAUGCUGACAGGGCCAGUGCUGACCCUGUUGUGGGUGGCAGCGGCAACAACAUGAGCAGUAGAGUGGUGGUUGGUGCGGGGGUGGAGGAGGAUGAGAGCACAAAGAAGGCUCUUCUGGAGUUUGUUGCAGACAGGGAGGAGCAGGUGGUGGCUGCGGCAGGGAUUGUGCAGAAAGUACUGAAGAGAGUGGGGGAAGGAGAGGGUGCAGGGGCAGCAUUAGCAGGAGCAGGUGCUGCUUGGUCAGCAACAGUGGUGUUGUAAGCUUUUUUCCAACAGGGUAGUGAACAGUGGAAGGAUAUGAGCAGGGGAGCAGCGGAAUUGUGUUGGGUUUGGGGUGGAGGGAUGUGAAGUGGUUGUGUAUGCCCAUGACCUGAGCAAUUUUCUUUGGAUUGCCCGACGUCUUCUGGAAUGUUCUUUUUUCCAGCCAUUGUAUGGCUAAUUUCUUCAAGUUCCCAUU